CUUGAGAGGAAAGAUUCGCUCAGAAGUUAGAGGUUGACCAGGUAAUUCUUACAGUUUAUUGGAGGAAUUAUUCUAGACGCAUACUAUCCCUCUGCAUUUGUUGUCCCUCCGUGCUGGUGAAUCCAUAAGUUUGGCUUUGCGAAAGCCGUCGCAACCAUGACAAGCAUCGACGAGCUUUUCAAGAAACCUUUGUCGGCAGCGAGUGCUAAACGCAAGUUAGAUAUCACGAAAGAUCCGAACGAGCUCUACAAGGCGGCGAAGCUAGAAGCCAACGGAGAUGUCAAAUCGAAAGGAAAAGCGCCUGUAGUGGAGGAUGAGGCGGAGGACGAUGGCUAUGCGGGCCCGGAGCUGCCUCCUGACUUCGAAUCCGAGGAUAUCCCGGAUGAUGAUGAAGGACGCUUCUUUGGCGGAGGAAUGGAACGCCAAACAGCGCAGGCCAUGAACUACAUUGAUGAGCAGGAUCAAGGAGAGGUCGUGAACGAGAAAUUCGACGUUACCUGGUUGCGACGGUUUGCCCUAAACUUCGAGAAGAAGAUCUCAAAGAACGCGGAACUGCGAGGGAAAUUUGAAAAUGAUCCUCAGAAAUUCAUGGCCUCUGAAGCCGAUUUAGAUACUGAGAUCAAAAGCCUCUCGAUUCUCUCAGAGCAUCCGGAACUAUACAAUGAAUUUGCCAACUUGGGCUGCGUGGGCUCUCUGAUAUCCCUACUGUCGCAUGAAAAUGCUGACAUCGCAAUUGACGCUAUUCAAAUCAUCAGUGAGCUGACAGACGAGGAUGUGGAAGCAGAACAAGAACAAUGGGACACCUUGGUGAACGCAAUGUUGGAUGCGGAUCUCAUCGAACUCCUUGCUCAAAACCUAGCGCGCUUAGAUGAAGGAUCCGAAGCCGAUCGAGCAGGAAUUUACUAUGUACUAGGCGUUCUUGAAAACCUGGCUUCCCAAGCUUCUAUCGCAGAAAAAAUCGGACAGGACUCUCACACAAUGCCUUGGUUGCUUUCACGUAUACAGAAGAAAGAACGACCAGUGAGCCAGAAUCAGCAAUACUCUGCCGAAAUUCUUGCUAUUCUUCUACAGUCAAGCCCCAAGAACCGGGAACGAUGUAUCAGUCUCGACGGAGUAGAGGCUCUGCUUCAGCUACUAAGUCAAUACCGGAAGCGUGACCCGGAGAAGGACUCGGAUGAGGAAGAAUACGCAGAAAAUUUGUUUGACUCUUUAACUUGUCUCGUAGACGAGGCUUCUGGGAAAGAAAAGUUUAUUGAGGGAGAAGGUAUGGAACUUGCACAGAUUAUGUUGAAGGAGGGUAAAUUCAGCAAAACGCGCGCUCUAAGAAUUCUGGAUCAUGCAAUGGGUGGCAGUGGAGGCGGUGCUGCAUGCGAACGACUAGUUGAGGCAGCAGGCUUGCGAACUGUUUUCGGCAUGUUCAUGCGAAAGCAAGAGAGCCAGAUAAUUGAGCAUUUGUUGGGCAUAUUUGGGUCUUUGCUGCGACUUCUGCCGGGGGGGUCAGCCCCAAGAAUCCGCACCCUAGCCAAAUUUAUGGAGAAGGAUUACGAGAAAAUCGAGAAACUAAUCAAGCUGAGGAGGGAUUACGCCUCACGAGUAUCGCCAGUGGAACAGGCGAUUGCGAAAGAGCGAAAGAGUCUUACAAAAGAGGAGCAAGAAGUCAUGGCAGGCGAGUGGCUCUCACGAAGAUUCGAUGCCGGGCUGUUCUCUUUACAGCUUAUCGAUGUUAUCCUGGCCUGGCUUGUUGCCGAAGAUGACGGAGCAAAAAGCAAGAUAGUGUCGCUCCUGUCGGAUCGCGAUGAAGACUUAUCCCUCCUUCGAAGCACUCUACAGGAGCAAAUCGAGGGUCUUUCGGAAGAUGAACCUGGGCAGAAAGACCACAAGGAGAUGUUGGAGACUCUUCUCCAGUUCCUGUAAAGUAGAUAGCGCCAUGGCCAAGCCGUGCCUAGAUAUCUGCAAGGGAAUGAAUGUAUCAUUACUCCAAACGCG
Molecule: messenger RNA, 1986 nt
Organism: Aspergillus ochraceoroseus IBT 24754
Lineage: Eukaryota; Fungi; Ascomycota; Eurotiomycetes; Eurotiales; Aspergillaceae
Product: beta-catenin-like protein 1
Exons: 10
Coding region: 157-1914 (585 amino acids)
Cellular component (GO): spliceosomal complex
Source: RefSeq, a predicted model, not a curated record